Diospyros lotus (date-plum) is the source of this 2278-nucleotide messenger RNA. Its product is annotated as probable WRKY transcription factor 57. Gene Ontology annotation, molecular function: DNA-binding transcription factor activity; sequence-specific DNA binding. The record is from RefSeq and is a predicted model, not a curated record. The transcript has 4 exons. Lineage: Eukaryota; Viridiplantae; Streptophyta; Magnoliopsida; Ericales; Ebenaceae. Bases 279 to 1160 code for a protein of 293 amino acids. Gene Ontology annotation, biological process: regulation of DNA-templated transcription.
UUUCUAAAACUUAUCUUUUUCACAUCUCUCUCUCUCUCUCUCUCUCUCUCUCACUCUCACAUCUCUAUUGCCAAAAUCAAAAGGUUUCGAAAUCCCAACACACAAACACAAAAAGGGAAAAAGAGUUUCCAAAACUGCACACUCUUCGUUGUUGCGCCUCCUCAAUUUCCUUCUCCGAAACCCUAACUCUCUCUCUCUCUCUCUCUCUGGACUUUAAGCGUGUACUGUAUAUGUAGCAUAUAUAGGUGGGUGGGAUUGUAUAUGUAUGUAUAGAUUGUAUGGAUAAUAAGGGCCAAGUCGAUCCAGGAGUCACCGAGUUAACGGCCGAGUCGACCUGGGCGUUCGGUGACGACGCGGAUGGCGUAUACUUCUUCGGGAGCGAUAGAGAGAGCAGUGUUCUGAGCGAAUUCGGUUGGAAUCUCAGGCCCGAGCCCAGCGGUUUCGCGGACUUGGAUCGGAUCGGUGUGGCGGCGGACGAGAGGCCGGAAUUGGCGGGGAGUGAUAGGCCGUUGAAGCCGGAGAGGGGGAACAUCACCGCCGUUCAUGCGGGGCCUGCCGGCGAUGCUUCGACGUCGAACCCAUCGGUGUCUUCGAGCUCCUCGGAGGAUCCGCCGGAGAAGUCGACGGCCUCCGGAGGGGACAAACCACCGCCCGAGACAGCGAGCAAAGUUAGAAAGAAGGGGCAAAAGCGAAUCCGACAACCACGUUUUGCAUUCAUGACUAGGAGUGAAGUUGAUCAUCUUGAAGAUGGUUAUAGAUGGCGGAAAUAUGGGCAGAAAGCAGUUAAAAAUAGCCCAUUUCCAAGGAGCUACUAUCGCUGUACAAACAGCAAAUGCACGGUGAAGAAAAGAGUUGAACGCUCAUCUGAAGAUCCAGCUAUUGUGAUCACGACUUAUGAAGGCCAGCACUGUCACCAUUCUGUUGGAUUCCCUAGAGGUGGAUUAAUCAGUCAUGAAGCUGCCUUUGCAAGCCCGUUGACUCCUUCAGCCUCACAGUUAUAUUUCCCAAGAGUACAAUUUCCUCAACAAGGUUCAUCUAGUGCACCAAAAUCACACCAGGUUCCAAGAGAACCCUACGUGCUAGCCGAGCCAAAUCCACACCGUCCCACUGAUGAAGGACUCCUUGGCGACAUCGUACCCCCUGGAAUGCGAAAUCAAUGACAAAGUUGGCCAUGCAAAAGACAGACCAUGAAGCAGGUGAAUUCAUGGUAUUCCAGUUACUUGGAGCCAGAUAUUUGAUGAGCUUCUUUUACCCAGUACUGGAGAAAACCCUUUUCUUCAUAUCAAGUGGCUUACCAGCUUUAUGUAAGUACUAAUGUGCCUGCCACUAGCUAAUACCACUGGUGCCAUUCCCUGCAUUUUGAGCUCUUCAUUCAUCUGUACUGAUCGCAUCGAUUAUGAGCUUACUUAUGCGCAUAUAGUAUAUAUAUAGAUAUAUAUAUAUAUUGUAUAUGAACUGCCUUCAAUAUUUAAUAACUGUUAGGUUUGCAUCUCUAAUUAAUUAAGCUAAAUUCUGUGCAAAACCCUUCACUUUUGAGAAACAUAUAUUUAUGUGACUGCCAACCCUCUAUAACCAUGCUUACCACCUCCCCGAUUUACAUGACUUUCUUGUGAUUUCUUUGAAUAUACUUUGGCCUUCUUGUAGCUGUUGGUGUUUUUGCGUGUAGUUUUGAUGCUUAACAGUGCUUACUUAAUCUGGUAAUUCAUUCACAGUUCACGGCUUUAUAUUCGUAGUUUCGUGCAAUUCGAUGUUGCUUGCUUCAAUCUCAGCCGACAUUGCUUUUUCUUCUUUCCUUUUUCACCUUUUCUUUUAACUUUUCCCCACCAGCCGAAGAUACCACUGUCAACCUCAGUGCCAUACUUUUGUCUACAGCAUGCUGCAUGCUAGCUCCACCAUAUACAAACAACCAAUAUUUAAAAAAGAAAUUAACAUUUUUUUAUGUGGUUAUUAAUUAAUUUUAGAAUUUCAAGGGGGGAUGAAUGUAACAGUAAAAUAAAUUUCCACUAGAAGGGAUUUCAAAGACGCUUUCACAAAAAUAAUGUUAUUUAUAUUUUAGGGAAAUUAAGCUUAAGAUUACAUCGAUCCCGCCCUAUAUACAUAUAUGAAUUGAUCUCUCCUUGUUAUCUCAUUAAUCUUCUUAAUUAGUAGAUAAGAAAAUGCAUGAGAAUAUUAAUGGCUUUGGCUAUACCCUUGGAGAGAGUAAAGAAAACUGGGAAGAAACCCAAGCCAAAAGCAGCAGCUAGCAAUGGACAAAUUAAGAGACAAAAACAAAACAAAA